Bombus terrestris (buff-tailed bumblebee) is the source of this 2535-nucleotide messenger RNA. Its product is annotated as elongation of very long chain fatty acids protein 4. NCBI's taxonomy places the organism in Eukaryota, Metazoa, Arthropoda, Insecta, Hymenoptera, Apidae. Gene Ontology annotation, molecular function: fatty acid elongase activity. The record is from RefSeq and is a predicted model, not a curated record. The transcript is spliced from 7 exons. The coding region runs from base 357 to 1307 and encodes 316 amino acids. Gene Ontology annotation, biological process: fatty acid elongation, polyunsaturated fatty acid; very long-chain fatty acid biosynthetic process; sphingolipid biosynthetic process. Gene Ontology annotation, cellular component: endoplasmic reticulum membrane.
AGGCUACAAGGCGCUGCCACUUUGCCGAUCAACCUCGUCGUAUGACGAUCCUCUCGUCGUGUGAACGAGUACAAGCACCGAUUCCUAGCGGCACCUCCGCUGGUGUCAGCUGUCCGACAGUAGAUUUAUUAAAACGUGUCAUGUCACUUUGACAAAAUCGCGACUGCGUGCAGGAGAGUAGAUCGCAGAGUAAUCGUAGAGGCGCUAGUGACUAUUUGUUCUCGAUAUAUACGAUAUUAGACCGCUUUUGUAUAAUAUUUAAUCGUAUUUGACGUUCGUCGUUGGUGUGUGCGGGGAAGACAAGGAUCAGGACGGUAUCGCCGUUAGCUUCUUGACGAUCAGUAGUAUACGAGGCAAUGGCAAGCUUAAUUAAUUCCACAGCAACUUUAAUAAAUGAUGCCUACAAUUACUACCUCUGGACGCUAUCCCUUGCCGAUGAACGAACGAGAGGAUGGCUUCUGGUCGAUUCGCCAAAACCUACAUUGAUAUACACUAUGUUGUAUUUACUCAUUGUAUGGGCCGGGCCAAAGAUCAUGAGAAAUCGAAAAGCCUUCAAGUUAACGUGGGCACUCGUUCCGUAUAAUCUUGCGAUGGCCUGUCUUAACGCGUACAUCGCGAUACAGUUAUUCGUAGCUUCCACCAGGUUACGUUAUAGUUAUGUGUGUCAGCCGAUUAGGCACGUGACUCGUCCAGACGAAUUGCAGAUUGCUCAUGCAGUCUGGUGGUACUACUUUAGCAAACUUUUGGAGUUCUGUGAUACGUUUUUCUUUAUCUUACGGAAGAAGGAUAAUCAAUUAAGUUUUCUUCAUGUUUACCAUCAUUCCACUAUGUUUUCGUUGUGGUGGAUUGGUAUCAAAUGGGUUCCAAGCGGAUCUACUUUCCUGCCAGCCAUGGUGAACAGUUUUAUCCAUGUCCUCAUGUAUUCAUACUAUGGCUUAGCCGCAUUGGGACCCUCUGUAGCUAAAUAUCUCUGGUGGAAGAAAUAUCUGACGAUUCUUCAAUUAAUCCAAUUUACUACUGCCUUGAUCCUCGGCAUCAAUGGGAUUCGGUCGGGAUGCGAUUUCCCACUCUGGAUGCAGUAUGCUCUUGUCAUUUACAUGGUCUCUUUCAUCGUUUUAUUCGGAAAUUUCUACGCUAAAGCCUACAUUGCCAAGGGUAAACAAGCAUACGCUGAAAGACAGUUAGAAAAAAUGAAAGCGGAUACGCAAUUGAAGAAAAAAAUUACCGGCGCAGCUAUGUGUAACGGAAACAUUACGAAUGGACACGCCAAUGGAUAUGCGAAUGGUGUAUCUAAGAAGAUUCAGUGAAUAAUACACUCCUAAGUCCUUCGUUAAGAUAUUAAGAUCGCUUGAACUGCGGUAUAUUUAGUUACAAAAUAAAAGUGAACGAAAAUUCUUGAAAAAUAAUUCGAUCGGUAACGAUAAUUUAGAACCGGAAGUUAUUUGAUCAAAAUCUUUAGUUCAUGCAACUGCCACUUUGUUCGUGACGAGUGACGUUCAGUACACUAUACUUAUAUAUAUAUCGUUGCAGAAAGAUCGAGUUUAAUAAAAGAAACCGAUAUUUCUUUGACGAAUUAAGAUAAACGCGACUAUAAACUUACCGGCCUGCGAUUUUUUAAUUCUUGGAUCAGCAGCACAAAGUUCGACGGAUCGCUGGUCUAAGGUAUUGUAAAUACAAAUUAGUCGAGUAUAUUAGCAGUUUAGUCGUCAGUAGGCGAAUUACAUAAGAUCCAGUGUGAUCAAUUAUGAUAACGUUAUAUAAGUUUAAACUAAGCGAUCUUUUGCGUUCGACGGUUCAAAUCUGCCUUGUAAAACAGAAAGAAACAAAAUGAAACAGAUCGUCGUGUCGGAAACUGCCUUUAGAUUUUUCUCUCAGUGAAUCUAAGGUUAGAAUUCAAAUAUGACGGUCACGUUAAAGUUGUAAGUACCAAUAUUUGCACAUUUGACGUCUAGUUAAUGUUGUAUCGUGAUAUUCGAGUAUGUUACAGUCUCUCUUUUGAAUAAAUGGAAAACAAUAUUCUAACACGAUCAUGAACUAGUAUUCAUGAAAAUGUAAAGAACUUGAAUUUAAAUGUUGUUGUUAUAUAUCUAAGAUUAUCUUUGUACAUUAUUUAAUGAUAUCUUUAAUGAAUAUGAUUUCUUUGGAGUAACAAAAGAUAUUCUUUUAUUAGUUAUAUUCGAAGAUUUGUUUGUUUAAUAACAAACUAGUAGUAAUGUCCAUCCUUUCGUUCGAAACAAAAGCUGAUUCACUAUGUCAAUUGGUAAGAUAUUGAUAAGUUAGAUAAAUAUUUAUACAAAACGUUUUUCUACAAUUAAUAUUCUACAUACAGAUAUUAAAUACGCAUAAUAAAUUAAUUGCGUGCAAAAAAUUUUAUACGUUCCAACCAAAAAUAUCAAAACAAUAAGACUUUUUAUACAUAAAGACUUUCUGAAAAUUUGGAUGUUUUAUUGCACAAACGAAUAACUCGUCCAUGAAGCCAUAGAUUAUCGCAAAACUUUUACAAAAUAAAUGAUCAUGAUCGCUUGUAAAAAUUAA